AUGAGAUACUCUCUUGUUGCAUCCGCUGGCAUCCUGGGCUGCGCCCUUGCCCUCCCCGCUCCUCAGUUCAUUCCUUUCUUCCCCGGCUUCGGUGGUAGUGAGGGUGGUGAGGGUGGCAGUGUCCCUACCCCUACCGGCCUUCCUGCUGCCGGUGCCACUCCUUCUGGCUUCCCUGGCGGUGGCUUCGGUGGCUUCCCUGCCCCCUCUGGCGGUGCCACUCCCAGCGGCUUUCCCAGCUUCCCCGGCGGUCCCAACGAGCAAGUUCCCGCUCCAUCUGGCACCCCCAGCUUCGGCGACGACGCUCCCUCCGCUUCUGGCUUCCCCGGUGGUGGCUUUGGCGGCGAGGGUGCGGCUCCCUCUGGCAUCCCCAGCUUUGGCGGCGAGACCGGCGAGACCGGUGAAGCUCCCGCCCCUACUCCCACCGGCACCAUGAGCAUCAACGUCAAGCGCCAGUUCGGUGGCCUCGGCGGCGACUCCCCUUCCGCCUCCGGCUUUCCCAGCCUUGGUGGUCUCGGCGGUGACUCCCCCUCUGCCUCCGGUUUCCCCGGCCUCGGUGGCUCCAGCGACAGCUCCGACAGCUCCAGCAGCGGCGGCUUUGGCGAUUGGCUGAGCGGCCUCUUCGGCGGCGGCUCUGACGAUUCGAGCUCCGGUUCCGACUCCAGCUCCGGCUCUGACUCCGGCCUUGGUGGCCUCGGCAGCCUCCCCACCGGUCUUCCUACUCCCACCGGUGGCUCGCCCUUCCCCAGCGGCUUCCCUGACGCCAGCUCCGGCGCCCCCGAUGCUAGCGGUUUCCCCAGUGGUAUCCCUUCGGCCAGCGGCUCUCCCUUCCGGGGUUAA
Molecule: messenger RNA, 837 nt
Organism: Aspergillus mulundensis
Lineage: Eukaryota; Fungi; Ascomycota; Eurotiomycetes; Eurotiales; Aspergillaceae
Product: extracellular proline-rich protein
Exons: 1
Coding region: 1-837 (278 amino acids)
Source: RefSeq, a predicted model, not a curated record